Messenger RNA from Apiotrichum porosum, 1452 nucleotides. RefSeq lists its product as uncharacterized. The transcript has 4 exons. The record is from RefSeq and is a predicted model, not a curated record. Gene Ontology annotation, molecular function: transmembrane transporter activity. Gene Ontology annotation, cellular component: membrane. Gene Ontology annotation, biological process: transmembrane transport. NCBI's taxonomy places the organism in Eukaryota, Fungi, Basidiomycota, Tremellomycetes, Trichosporonales, Trichosporonaceae. The coding region runs from base 1 to 1452 and encodes 483 amino acids.
AUGUCGAGCAAGAGCCUGCAAGACCUCACACCCAUGGAUGAGAAGGACGAUAUUUUCACCGAGACUGUCACCGCCGUCGACAUCAACCCGGAGCCCGUACACUACACGCGAUGGCAGCGUUUUGUGUCCAGUGUAUGGGACUCACCUCGAGCGUGGCCUGGUUCGCAAGCUCGACUGCGCCAUGCUCUCGGUGCUUUGCUUUGGCUGGCUCAUGAACUCCAGAACGCCUAUGUCAGCGGCAUGAAGGAGGACCUCCAGAUGUUCGGCAAUGAGUAUGUUCGCCUGCUCACCAUCUACAAUGCUGUGUACUGUGCCCUUCAGAUUCCGUCCAACCUCAUCGUCAUGAAGGUUCGCCCCGCGUGGUGGCUUGCUGGGUGCGAGCUCGGGUGGACAGUCUUCACGUUUGCGCAGGCUGCGGCACAGUCGACCAGCCAAGUAUACGCAUUCAGGUUCUUCGUUGCCUUCUUCGAGGCAGCCUUCCAGCCCGUCAGCUACUUCCUGAUCGGUUCGUGGUACACCAAGAAGGAACUCGGCAAGCGGAUGGCCGUCUGGUACUGUUUCAUGCCUGCCGGCCAAGCGUUCAGUGGAUACCUGCAAGCCGCAAUUUUCAAGGGGUUGGACGGCGCGCACGGCAUCGCCGGCUGGCGCUGGCUGUACAUUGUCUGUGGCUGCAUGACGGUGCCGGCAGUUGUCCUGGUGUUCAUUUUCGUGCCCGACUUUCCGUCCACCACAAAGAUCUGGUACCUCAACGACGAGGAGAAGGAGCUGGCCUGCAAGCGCUGCCUUACCAACGGCACCAACCCGCUCGAAGGUGCCCUCAAGCCUGCCGUUUUCAAGGAGAUGUGGCGUCAUUGGCGCAUCUACAUGCUCCCCCUCGGCUACAUCUUCUACGGUCUGUGCGUCCAGGCGUACAACUACUUUGGCAUCUUUCUCAAAUCAGAAAACUUCUCGGUUGAGAUGCGCAACAUUAUCCCAGCAUCUUCCUGGAUUGCGAGCAUUCCCGUCCAGCUGUUCAUCGGUUAUCUGUCCGACCGUCUCGGCACGCGCUUUUGGGUAAUGACUGGUGUCCUGGCCUGCCAGUUGGUGCCAUCCGUCAUCCUCACCGUUUGGCCUGCAAGCACUGGACUCAAAAUCUUUGGCUUCUUUGGCAACCCUCUCUUCUUCAUUACUUCCCUCUACUACACGUGGCUGAGCGAGAUCUGCUCCCACAGUGCAGAGGAGCGUGGCAUGGUCCUCGGCGUCACCAACACGGCGUUCUACGCCUUCAACGCGUUCCUCCCCAACCUCAUAUUUGUGGCGAGCGACAGCCCGUCCUUCCGCAAGGGUUUCCCGACCCUUACCGCAUGCCUUGUGGCCGCCUUUGUGUGCAUUGUCAUUAUUCGUCUCCUGUAUUCUCGACAGCAACGCCGCGAGACACAGGAGCGCUGCGCAGACGAGGAGCGCAACGUCUGA